AAGAGUUGCUUUACAUGUCAAGGCAGCAGGAUGUAGUUGGGGCCAUUGCAGCACAUUUGCACAACCACGUUUAUCACCUAGCCAACCAAAGCGAUCUGACAUUCUGGCGUUACUGCAAACGUGUGUUGUGGCCAGUUCGCGUGCCGUCAAACGUUCGCUGGUUUGGACCCCCAUGAGGUUUGUUUGCGAAUGUAUCUAGCCAACCCCAAUUCCUUCAGAAGAAAUGGCCAUAUCGGAAAAUACAUGAGAAUGAGUUAAUUACGUUGAUGCAUUCAUGUUCCAUAUGUAUUUACUGUCAAUCACUCUUAUAUGCUCAUUAUUACAGCAGGAUAGUGGAACACUGCUUUUGAUGCCCCAAAGGUCAGCAUGGGUAUGAAAAUACGCGUAAGCGGCACUGUUUUUUAUGUCCUACUGGACGUUGUGGUCACUACGAUCUUAUAUGCACAUGGAUCACAGUUGAACAUAUUUAUGAAGGAGGCUCUGAACUUUAGCAUUCUGCAGUCCGCACUGGACAUCUGGGGGACUGUUCUGCUUCGAGCUCCUCUCCUUCUGGGUGCCUCCGUUGGAGUUUUAUGGAACAAAGAGGAUGGCCCACAUAGGGUGACUAAACUCACCACCCUCAUUCUUUUAGUCUGCCAGACCAUUAUAACAUAUACUUUGGCCAAGCUGCUGAUGCUUAGUGAACUUGAGCGUCUAUCUGAUUGCCCCUGGUCCCUGUGUCUGAUGUUCUGGACGUGUGUCUCCUCGCUGGGAGUUGUGCUUUUGUGGUGGAUUCUGGGAAAGAAAUCUAACUCGGAGACAAGUAGCAAUACCGAUGAAGACACCGAAGAGUUGCUUCAGGCAGAUGAAGAAGAAGAGGAGGAGGUGGGCAGUGAGAAGGAGGAGAGUUGUGCAAUAAAGACAAAACCGGAGCAGAGCAGCACAGGAGCGACGCUGGGACGUCUCCUCAGCUACACGAAAAAAGAUGGCGGACUGUUAACUGUAGCCGUCCUUUUCCUUCUCAUCUCUGCUGUGUGUGAAGCCUUCAUACCUUAUUACUAUGGGAAGGCAAUAGAUAGCAUCGUGGUUCACCACAGCAUGGAAUACUUUGCUGAACCUGCUAUCACACUGACAGUCCUGGCCUUUGCCAGUUCAAUUGCAGUUGGAGUACGAGGAGGAGUGUUCACACUUACAUUUGCACGAUUGAACCUUCGGCUCAGAAACCACCUGUUUAGAGCUCUGACAAGGCAGGAAAUUGGCUUUUUUGAUGAGAACCAUACAGGUGACAUCACCUCACGGCUGUCAGCUGACACCACCCAAGUGAGUGACCUUAUCUCCCAGAACGUCAACAUGCUCUUGAGGAGCACCAUCAAGGGCAUUGGCUUUCUCAUUUUCAUGUUUGGGAUGUCCUGGAAGUUAACAUUGGUGAACAUGAUGGGGCUUCCUUUUGUUGCCUUUCUUUCGGAGUAUUAUGGAAACUACUACAAGAAACUGACUAAAGAGGUGCAGACGAGUCUUGCAAAGGCUAACAAAGUUGCAGAAGAAACCAUUUCGGCCAUGAGGACGGUACGAAGCUUUGCCAAUGAGCGUCAGGAGGCUGACUCCUACUACGCCAAGCUCACAACCAUGUACCAUCUCAACAAAAAACAAGCCUUGGCAUAUGCUUGUUAUAUGUGGUCCACCUGUAUCUCAGAGCUCGCUCUAGAGGUUACCGUCCUCUCCUACGGUGGUCACCUUGUGGUUACUGGUCAAAUGGAAAGCAGCGAGUUGAUAUCAUUUUUCAUAUACAUGCUUGAAAUGGGAGAAUGUUUGGCGAGCAUUGCAUCAGUUUACUCGGGCCUCAUGCAGGGAGUUGGAGCUGCUGAGAAGGUUUUUGAGUACUUGGAUAGGAAACCCAAACACCCGGAUGAUGGUGCAGAGACUCUGGACACAUGCACUGGUUUGGUGGAAUUUCAAGACGUUGUAUUUGCCUACCCUACACGGCCAGAGACUGAAAUCCUCAAGGGAGUGUCAUUCACUAUAAGGCCAGGAGAGGUGACAGCGCUGGUGGGACCUUCAGGCAGUGGAAAGAGCUCUUGUGUGAACCUACUGGAAAACUUCUACCUUCCGCAGCAAGGUCAAGUGCUGCUGGAUGGAAAACCUGUUCAUACCUUCAAGCAUGAAGACCUUCACUCUAAGGUGGCUCUUGUGGGCCAAGAACCGGUGCUUUUUGCCCGGACGGUUGAGGAGAACAUCACUUACGGUCUGACCGAUGUCCCCAUGGAGGCCGUUGUCCAGGCAGCCACAAAGGCAAACGCUCAUGAUUUCAUCACUGACCUGCCCCAAGGCUAUCAGACAAGUGUUGGAGAGAAGGGCACACAGUUGUCAGGUGGACAGAAACAAAGGGUGGCCAUCGCAAGAGCUCUUGUCCGACACCCUCGUGUUCUUAUCCUGGAUGAGGCGACCAGUGCCUUGGAUGCAGAGAGUGAACACAUUGUCCAGCAAGCUCUCAACAACAUCAUGAGGGACCACACCGUGUUAGUGAUUGCGCAUCGGCUGAGCACCGUGGAGAAGGCAGACAGUAUCAUCGUGAUUGAUAAAGGCCAUGUGGCUGAACAGGGCUCCCACAGUCAGCUGAUGGCCAGUGGGGGACUGUACUACAAACUUGUGCAGCGACAGGUUCUGGGUAUGGAGACAGGGGAGGACAUACCGGCAGUUAUGCUUUCCACAGUAUCACCCAACCAGAAAAUGAAAUGAAAAGGAAACAUGAAUGUAAUUCACCCAGCAUAUCACAACACAGUGACAACAUGCUAUGCAGUGCUUCCCACAGGACUGCAAUCUAUUUAUGGUCGGGGGAAUUAUGGGGUUCUGGCACAUAACUGGACAUGACACAUGUGCAUAUCAUUUGUGUGGAUGUUGUUGCUGAAAAAAAGUGAAAGUAAAAGUGUUACUCAUAAGCUUUUUUUAAACUAAAUUAAGCAUUUUCAAGCAUAAAAUGAACUAUAACACAAAUAUAAGCCAUUCAAAAGACUCAUUCAAUAAUGCCGUGAAUGACAUGUAGUACUCUACACUGGUCACUAGGUGUCAGUAAUGUCACUGAAAUGUUGGGUGAGACACACAAGCACCAGACUUGAUCACCGGAACACCAGGCUUUUAUUGCAUUAUUUAAGAUGCAUAUUUCUAUGUGGCACAUAAUGUCCAAAGUGUGAAACUGUGGACUAAUACAAUCAGUGAAAUUAUAGACUGGGAUUGUUCCGCACAUCACACAUGAAUGCAACAUGAAUGGAACAUAUUCGAUUAAAAGUAUUAAAGGCAUAUUUGCCCUAUUGGCUGGACGGGGCAGGUUUAAUAAAAAAAAGUAUUAGGAAAACGCCUUACUCCUCCCCUAGAAGGCAAAACUUGGCAAUAAUUCCACACCGUGGACAUACUGAACUAGCAACCCUUUUGCUGUGUGGAGCACAAUGUCAUCCAUCCAUCCAUCCAUCUUCUUCUGCUCAUCCAAGGUUGGGUCGCAAAGGGCAGCAUCAUAAAAUGAAAAGUCCAGAGCUUCCUGCUCUCCAGCUGCUUCGUCCAGCCCCUCCCCGUGGGUCUCGAGGUGUUCCCAGGCCAGCUGAGAAACAUAGUGUCUCCAAUGUGUCCUGGAUCUCCCCGAGGCCUCUAACGGUUGGACAUGUCCUGAACACCACCUCAGAGGUGUCCGAGAGGCAUCCUAACCUAACGUGGAGGAGCAGCAGCUCUACUCCGGGUUUCUGUCUGAUGACAGUGCUCCUCACCGUAUCUCUAAGGGAGAGCCCAGACACCCCACGGAAGAAACUUAUUUGGGCCGCCUGUACCUUGUUCUUUUGGUCACAACCCAAAGCUCAUGACCAUAGGUGAGGGUAGGAACAUAGAUAACCUGUAAAUUGAGAGCUUUGCCUUUCGUCUCAGCUCCCUCUUUACAGAGUCCACACCAAUCCGCCUGUCGAUCUUGUGAUCCAUCCCUCCCUCAAGAUCCCCAAGGUAUUUGAACUCCUCCACUUGGGGCAGGAUCUCAUCCCUGACCCAGAAGAGAAUGAAUCAGGAUAGAGCUAUGGACUCGGACCUGGAAGUACUGAUUCUCAUCCCGGCUGUUUCACACGCAGCUGUGUGGUUAGGAGGGUUUAUAAUAGGAGUCUCACACUCAACUUAGUACUCAGCCCAUCCAGAAAGCCAACCAUCAAGUCUGAUGAAGGACUGGGCAGAGAAAGCAGCAGUGGCAGUGAGAAAGAGUAUGAUGUUUGUUACUGAAAAGAACCUGUGUGGAAAUGUGAUUGCACUCAUUGUGGGCUACAUUCUAACUCUUGGAGAUAUUUUGUAAAGAUGUCCGGCAACUGGGAGUCUGUUUUCACUAAAAUUAUUGCACAUGUACAAAAUGAAGACAUGGACGGGUAAUGAUUUUCUCUGGAAUAAAACUUGAAUGUUUGAUUAAAAAAUGAACAGCUGAUAUGCAUUAUCAGUUAUUUAAAUGUAAUUGGUGCUGGGGGAAUUCUGGUCUCUUAUUUUACCAAAUUUCAAAAAUAAAGUCAAAGAUUUUCCGCUGUGAUAUUUCAUUAAAUCGGGAUCAUUGAGAU
Molecule: messenger RNA, 4547 nt
Organism: Dunckerocampus dactyliophorus (ringed pipefish)
Lineage: Eukaryota; Metazoa; Chordata; Actinopteri; Syngnathiformes; Syngnathidae
Gene: abcb9
Product: ATP-binding cassette, sub-family B (MDR/TAP), member 9
Exons: 12
Coding region: 367-2715 (782 amino acids)
Biological process (GO): transmembrane transport
Cellular component (GO): membrane
Molecular function (GO): ATP binding; ATP hydrolysis activity; ABC-type oligopeptide transporter activity
Source: RefSeq, a predicted model, not a curated record